Molecule: messenger RNA, 3997 nt
Organism: Siniperca chuatsi (mandarin fish)
Lineage: Eukaryota; Metazoa; Chordata; Actinopteri; Centrarchiformes; Sinipercidae
Gene: bbc3
Product: BCL2 binding component 3
Exons: 4
Coding region: 344-1036 (230 amino acids)
Source: RefSeq, a predicted model, not a curated record
UAGAUAGUCUUAAAGCAGAAGAAGACCGCUCAGAUCCGAAAAGCCCGGACAGACGACACGCCGCUCCGUUACUCGUCACAUCUCGUCGAUAUCUUUGCUUUGAUGGGUUAAUCUGCGACAGAAGAACAAGCUGAAUAUUAACUGAGACAACCCAAACUGAAAUGGAAAUGGAAUGACACAUUUCCCCCCUUCCCCCAAGAGCUUUAACACCGUCCUGUGAUCCUUCUCCGGUCGCAUGGUUUUUGGCACCUUUUAUCCCCUCUGAUGUCCACCUGUUACCGUCGGUUUCCGAGCCGCAGACAGCCUCACCACGGAGCGUCAGAUAGAUCAAGCUACUACUGAGAUGGCCCGUGCAGAGACCAUCGAGAGCGUCGGGGAAACUGGAGGAGGAGGAGGAAACGGCCCUCUUCCUCGCCACAACACCUGCCGCAUGGAGCUGCCUCGCCCCGUCCACACCUGGCCCGGCCUGCUCACCACUACCACCAUCACCACGGGCUCUGGUACUGGCAAUGGUGCCAUGCACCUCCACCAUAACCACCAUCAUAUGCACCCAUUGCAGGCUCUCUAUCUGUCGUACCCGCUGCCUUACCCCCACCCAGAGGGCCAGGACGAGCCCCAGACUCACCAGCAGUUACCUGCGUUAUCGCCAUCACCAACACCUCCUCCUUCGCCCCUCUGCAAUUGGAGGGGCAGAGGCGCAGCUGCACCCAGUGCCUUCUCAGGAGAGCAGUCAGACUCGGACAGAGAGGAGCGCCCGGAGGCCUGCAGCCGGCAGGGACCUCUGCCUGACCUGCUGCCCCAGAACGAGCUCCCAUCCUGGGCUUCACCACAUCACAGAGCUCCCAGGGGAGAGGCAGUGCAGGAGCUGGAGCUCAGGAGAGUGGCCAACCAGCUGAGGGCCAUUGGAGAUGAAUUUAAUGCCACAGUCCUCCACAGAGCGCACGCUGCCCCCCACUGGCAGGACUGGAGAGACGCCUGCCGAGGACUCUUUAACUUCAUCACCCAGACUCUCAGCACUCUCUACAGGCUCGCAUAGAGAGGCCUCUCACCUCCAACCACCGGUUACCAUGGCGACUUUUUACAUUCAGGACCACUGACCAUCGGACUGUGGCUCGUGAACGGAACAACCCCGACUGGUUGCUGCACUGUUGUCCAUUUGAACCUGGAGGAUAAACGGGGCCUGAAAUCAAACAUUUGCUUGAACAAAUAAUUUGGGAGGAUGAGAUCAGCAGCUGGAGGUGUCGGUGCCACCUGUGGGCUGGAUCAGGGAGCUACCUGUGGAAACUGGACCCUGCCUGCCUGUCUGCGUGACGGUCCGUGUGUCAGUCAGUCUGCUGGUACAGACUGCAGCUGACGGACUGACGGCCACUUUCCUACCUGUAUAUUUUGUAAAAUCCACUUGCUUUCACUGUCUUUGUCAACGUCUCGGGGGUCAGCUCUUUAUGUAGCAGGCGUGACUCAAGUGUGUGUGUGCGUGCGUGUGUGUGUGUGUGCAUGCGUGCGUGCAUGGCAGACCUGGGUCAAAUGGAUAGAUUGUGUACACUGAGAUGUCAUUGCAGAAACGUUUUUAUCUAUUUUGGAAAAUACAGAUAUUUCAAAAUUGGGCUUUCAGUAGUACAGAUGAGUCUGUUGGUAAGUGAAGCUCUUCAUUAUCUUUUGAAGCUUUUUCAUUUAGCUUUAAUGUCAGAGUGGAUGAUAUCUCUCCAGUUCUUCCCUUUGAUUAUGUAAAAUGUAUAUCUUCUUGUGUGGAGACUUAAAAAUAAUUAAGGGAAUGAUCACAGACAUAAUUUGACCCUCGUCUGAUGUGCGCCUAUUACUGUUGUCUUUAUUUUGCAUCCUAUGCCCCCAUUCUUAUAAACUGUGAAACUGGACGCUGUGUUUGCAUCGCAGGGAAAAGUCGGGUGUUAUUCUACUAUGGAGCAAAGCACAGAGUGAACCUCUCUCCUAAUCUGAAACUGCUUCAAUUCAUCAUAUGAUGUGCCUUUCUGCUCAGCGCUCUGUUGAGGCCCAAUCUUUAACAUCAGGAUAAUCAGCUACACACACACACACACAUUCAAAGAAAUACACACACACUCUUUUUAAGUGCUUUGUUUGCAGUCACUAAACUCAAGUGUCAUUUGCAUCACAUUCAAAUGUUUUAGUUUCAGACUGGCUUGAGGUCAUUUAAGGACAGAAACAGGUUAACCCCCGCCAAGCGUAGACACAUUUUGCCACUGUACAUUCCUCCACCGUUCAUACAGCCAGUGUUGGGAGCUGGCAGGGUCUCACCUGCCUGUGUCGACAGUGUUUAUAGUUACUUGAUCGUUCUUUUGGAAGAUGAAUCUAACUAAUACGAAAAUUUGGAUGGACUUAUCAAAGCGAGAGUUCACUGUGUUUAGGAGAUCUUUUUGUAUUUCUGAGCAGAGUUUGAAUUUAAAUCCAGUGGAUUUGAGAUGGUAUUCCAUGAGUUAAAGAAAAAUAUAUGAUUUGGAUCUUUUGAUUGUUGAAAAGUAUUUGAUGAUGUUUGUAAAAUGACCCCUUCGGUUGUGCGAUUAUUUUCAUUGUAGUUUGGGAGAAAAUAUGAAUUGCUCAUAUUAAGAGCAUAAUUUAUUUUGGAAUGUAGCCUCGCUGUAGCUUGAUUUUUGGUUCCUUGAACGUUUUUCAUUUUUUUUAUGUAAUAUAUUAUUUAUUUUUUUCUGAUAUUCCUGAUCAAAACUACAAAUUAAGUUGUACUUGAGUUGUAACUGUUAAAACAGAUUAAAUAAGAUGGGAGUGAAAACUAUCAACAUACACACUGAAAGUGGAUACAUCACUUUGAGAAGCAGAAAAAUAUUAAUUGCGAAUGUUAUCAGCUUUAGAAAUUGGUACCUCAUGUCCAUUGUUCACGAUUUAAAAAAACUGGCUCAAUGAUUUAAAAUGGUACUGUGCUUUAAAGCAAUCGUCCUAAUAUUAUUAACGAUUUACUGAUAGUCCAGCUUUAAAAACAGAAUGACGGGUCCUUUGUUAGCUUUGUGUUUGGCAAAUAUAGCGCACAUGGAAAACAAAAUGUAAGUGUCUUACAGAAUGACACAAACCUCUCCAGAAAGUUUAAGUGAUGUAUUGGCUUUCAAUGUGUAUAUCGGAUGAAAUGGAAAAGUACCAAAAUUCUCAUGAGGUAUCACAGACUGUUAGCAAUACUCUGAGUUUUUGUUUAACGUCUCGAACUGACUGAACUGAAAACCCAUUUAAUUGAAAAUCAACUGGGUCUUUCUGAGUAAAUUUAAUUCCAAAACUGUGGGUCUGUGUGAUUUUGGACAGCGCUAGUGUGACUGGUGCUACACGUGCUAAAAACAUACAUUUAUGUACUGUAACGUACUUUGGAUUUAAGUAUAUCGACUUUAAUUUCAGGACUGAAAUGUGCGCCCUUAUUGACCUGUCACACAAAAUGCCUCAAAAAUUGAACAGAGAAGUGACUGGCUGUGGUGAAUGCCACACACAUUAUUCCACGCUCACUUGGCCUUAGCUAAACUGUUUUGGAUGUUUUUAGCACAGGGCCUUGUUUUAACAUUUUGAUAGCCUUGAUGUAUAAAGUCAUAAUGAUACCACAGCAGGCAGAUGUUCAGCUAACAAUGGGGCUAAGCAGAGAACAAACUAUGCUAGCACGGUAGACGCUCGUUUACUGCUUGUAUAUUCGUAUUUUUAGAUCGGUUUGCUAGCAGUGCUUUUAGCCAUGUUUGCUGUCAUCUCAAAGUAAUGCUAACAGGUUUAAAGAAAGUCCACCUGUAAGUACUGAAAUCAUUCAACCUGCAGGUGAUCGCCAACCUGGCGCUCUGAGCAUGUGCAGUUGCUCACUUCCUGGUUGUUGUUUAUUUGCGAGAGCGCACUUCCUAGUUCAGGGGUCGCCUCCACUCUACAACGACGCUCAGUGUCAUCACAUGCAGUGUGUAUUUGCUGUUUUUCAACUUUUUUCUAUUGUAAACUUUCUACAUGAAUUUUGUACUUUUUUCUUUUUUAUACAAUAAAGAUAAGGAGAACUAUA